CUCGGGGCCUCGCGUCUCCGCCCGCCCACCGGCUUGCUCACUUGCUCGGAGCCCAGGCCGCCGCCAUGUCUUCCGGGGCCAGCGUGAGCGCCCUGCAGCGCCUGGUGGAGCAGCUCAAGCUGGAGGCCGGCGUGGAGAGGAUCAAGGUCUCUCAGGCGGCGGCAGAGCUUCAACAGUACUGCAUGCAGAAUGCCUGCAAGGACGCCCUGCUGGUAGGUGUUCCAGCCGGAAGCAACCCCUUUCGGGAGCCCAGAUCCUGUGCUUUACUCUGAAGGCUGGGAAGAAGUCCGCUGAGCAAUGCUUUCAAACACCAAGUGAUGAAUGACUGCCUCCAAAUCUCAAGAACACAUUUCUCCAGCCAAAUGACUUUUAGAUAUUUCACAGGACCUUUCCUGUGGCCUGGUCCUUUAGCCAAAAUUCUAUGGAAAUUUAUGAGUUUCUACUCAAGGAAACUGGGUGAAGGAGUAGAUUUUAAAUAAUAAUGGCCUGGUUCUUUGUUGAAGUGCUUUAUACUUAAACAAAAACCUUACCACCAAAUAUACCAAAAUACACCUCUUUCAUUAAGUGAAUUACUAGUGUUUCUAUACCUGGAAUGUUACGUAUGUUUUAUUUACUAGAUGUUUACAUUUUGGGAAGGAAAACAGUAUUGUUUGUUAAAAAAAUUAAAUAUUUGUAAUUUGUUGUUCCCGACUAAGAUUUUUAUACCAUAACAAAAUUUGUUCUUUUCUCAUGAAUUUAUAAUUUCUAAAUGAAGACAAGCAAGUAUAAAAUUGGGGGAAGAAUGGGCUUUAUUAAUCAAAUGAUGUCUUGAUUUUUCUAAAUGAGAGGAUUGUUUUAUUUUUAACACUAAAUAUGGGAGCUGUUUCUUAGCAAACUUGUUUGAAAGGAUUAAUGUUGUGUUGUGUAUUAGAUUGCCCCAUCCUGUAUAUGAAGCAGAUUUGAUCUUUGUCUUCUUAAGUUCCUCUAUUUUAUAAUGGUGGUUUUACUUAAAAAAAAAUACUGAAUUAUUUCAUGUCUUUAAAACAACGUUUAAAUGUGAUCUACAGAAUAUUGCAAAUGAUUAAAAAAAAAAAGUGAUGUGAAAAUAUUACAACCUAAAUGAAUUCUCAAUGUCACAAGUGUUUUACUUUGAUGAUGUGCCUUUGAUUUAAUUUGGGACACUUAAAAGAAUACUUUGUGUUUGUUAUAAUCUUUGAAGAGCUUGGAAAUAAAAUUUCUGCUUAAUUUCUGCUAAUGACAGCAACAUUUUGUAUCUGAUUUUGUUUUAAGGCUUCAUAGAUUUUGUUUGCUUGUGAGAUUGAGUGCUGGAAGUGGGAGGUGAAAUUUUUGUUUACAAGCCCUCAUAGAAUUUUGUGAAAAAUAGAUAUAUGUAUAACAUGCAGAAAUACCUCAAUUACUGGCAACAUUUGCUCUUUGAAAUAGCUAUGUAUAAAUCCAUAAAUAAAUAAAUGAGAAUAUAUUUGAACAUAAGUAGUGUUAUAGUAGAGAAUGUAGAAGUCAUAAGAUGGAACUCCUUUAACUUCCGGCCACUAAACUUCCAAAUCUAAGUGAUCUGAAUCCCUUCCAUUCGAUCAAAAUUCAGGUGUCCUUUUUCUAACCCUCUUAUUUAUUCUGUGGAUCCGUUUCACCUUCUCUGAAAUGUCACACUAUCAGUUAGCCUUUUUCUCCUUUAUCUUCAACAUUUCUACUACAUCCUUUUAUCAGCAUUUAAACAUGUUCCAUUCUCCAUCUUAACAACAAAAAGCAUUAAAAAAAAAAAUCUCCAUUAAAAAAUAACUUUUCGGGACUUCCCUGGUGGUUCAGUGGUUAAGACUCCAUGCUCCCAAUGUAGGGGGCCCGGGUUCGAUCCCUGGUCAGGGAUCCCGCAUGCUGCAACUAAGAGCCUGCAUGCUGCAACUAAAAGAUUCCUGCAUGCCGCAGCUAAAAGAUCCCGCAUGCCGCAACGAAGAUCCUGCGUGCCGCAACUGAGACCCAGCACAGACAAACAAAACGAAAAACAAAAACAAAAAAACAACAAAUUUUCAGCUAUAAAAGAUGAGUAUAUCUUAGAAAUCUACUGUUUAGCACAGUGCCUGUAGUUAAUAGUGCUGUACUGGAUACUUUAAAAUUUGGUAAGAGGGUAGAUUUUAUGUUAAUUGUUCUUAUCACAAAAAAUAAUAAGGCAGGAGGAAACUUUUGGAGGUGAUGGGUAAGUUUAUGGCAUAGAUUGUGUUAGUGGUUUCAUAGGUGUAUACGUAUCUCCAAAUUCAUUAAGUUGUAUACGUUAAUUAUGUAGAGUUUUUUUGUGUCGAAAAAUAUCUCUUGAUCUCACUUUCCCUUUGGCAAAAACUUGGUAAGAUAGUACAAGAAAACUAUAGACAUCUCACUUAUGAGUAUAGAUACGUCUUAAAUAUAAGCAAGUCAAGUUCUGUAGUUUAUCAAGAGAAGAUACAACCUUACAAAGCUAGUUCAACAUAAGCAAAUCUAUCAAUGUCAUUCAUUACAUGAAGGGUUUAAAGAAGAGAAUGUUUAUUACAUCAUUUCAU
Molecule: messenger RNA, 2525 nt
Organism: Balaenoptera ricei (Rice's whale)
Lineage: Eukaryota; Metazoa; Chordata; Mammalia; Artiodactyla; Balaenopteridae
Gene: GNG10
Product: G protein subunit gamma 10
Exons: 3
Coding region: 66-272 (68 amino acids)
Biological process (GO): G protein-coupled receptor signaling pathway
Cellular component (GO): heterotrimeric G-protein complex
Molecular function (GO): G-protein beta-subunit binding
Source: RefSeq, a predicted model, not a curated record